This is a messenger RNA of Poecilia reticulata (guppy), 2151 nucleotides long. RefSeq names its product farnesyl-diphosphate farnesyltransferase 1 (gene fdft1). The record is from RefSeq and is a predicted model, not a curated record. Gene Ontology annotation, cellular component: endoplasmic reticulum membrane. Gene Ontology annotation, molecular function: squalene synthase [NAD(P)H] activity. Lineage: Eukaryota; Metazoa; Chordata; Actinopteri; Cyprinodontiformes; Poeciliidae. Gene Ontology annotation, biological process: cholesterol biosynthetic process; farnesyl diphosphate metabolic process.
AUGGCCGGAGCCUGCUGCAAAUGUCCGGCCUCUCUGUCCGUGUUGAAGCGCUCUCUCUCGGUGGCGCCGCGAGGCUGCGGCUCCGCUCCCCCGCGGUCCGUCCUGCAGGGCUGGAGGAGGCGCGGGGAGAGGGGCCUGCAGGAGGCCACCAGACCCAGUAGCGCCCUCAGAGCCGCGGGUUUCUACCGACAAACAGCCUUUCUUUGUCUCUCCUGCCAGGAGUCCAUGAGCGACAGCCUGCGGACCUGCUACGUAUAUCUGAAUCAGACCAGCAGGAGCUUUGCGGCCGUGAUUCAGGCGCUGGACGGAGAGCUGAGACAUGCGGUUUGCAUCUUCUACCUGGUGCUUCGUGCACUGGACACAGUUGAGGACGACAUGACCAUCCCUCUGGAGAAGAAGGUGCCCAUGCUUAACAAUUUCCACACCUACCUGUACCAGGAGGAGUGGUGCUUCACUGAGAGCCAUGAAAAGGACCGUCAAGUUCUGGAGGAUUUCCCUACGAUAUCACUGGAAUUUAGAAACCUCGCUCAGGAAUACAGAGACGUCAUCUGCGAUAUCUGCCACCGGAUGGGAGUCGGGAUGGCUGAAUUUCUGGAGAAGAAGGUGGGAUGCAUGAAGGAGUGGGACCUGUACUGCCACUACGUUGCCGGUCUCGUCGGCAUCGGUCUGUCGCGGCUCUUCUCUGCCUCCCAGCUGGAGGAUCCGGAGGUGGGACGGGACACGGAGCUGGCAAACUCAAUGGGCCUGUUCCUGCAGAAAACCAACAUCAUCCGAGACUAUCUGGAAGAUACUCAGGAGGGACGGGCCUUCUGGCCAAAAGAGGCGUGGAGCCAGUUUGCGAGCCGUCUGGAGGAUCUAGCCCAGCCCGAGAAGCUGGAGUCGGCUCUGUCCUGCCUCAACCUGCUGGUCACCGACGCUCUGCGUCACGUCCCCGACGUCAUCUCCUACCUGUCUCGGCUGCGCAACCAAAGCGUCUUCAAUUUCUGCGCCAUUCCACAAGUGAUGGCAAUAGCUACCCUCUCAACGUGCUACAACAACCCGAUGGUGUUUCAGGGUGUGGUGAAGAUCAGAAAGGGACAGGCUGUCACCCUCAUGAUGGAAGCCACCAACAUGAGAGCAGUGCAGAGCAUCAUCGCCCAGUACAGCCAAGAGAUCUUACAGAAGGUCUCCCUCACCGAUCCGACGCGGGACAAAACGCUGCACAUCCUGGCUGUGAUCCAGGAGAAAUCGGCCCUUCCUCAACCCGACCUCAGCUCCAGGAACCACCACCUGUCUCCUGUGUACCUGUCGGCUGCCAUGCUGCUGGCCGCGCUGAGCUGGCAGUAUCUCAGUACGACAGCUGCCCAGGCGCAGGGCACAGGGGACAUGCAGUGACUCUCUUCCUGACUGGAAAAAAAAAAACCUCCGUCUUUUCCUGAACAUCUAGUCCUUCUCUUCCUUGGGAAACCUAAGGAUUGUCUUCCCACAUUGGAGUCUCACACCAGCUGUUGAAGAACCACAGACUUGUUGAACUUUGGGAUUCUUUUUGCAGCCUGAUCUAUAAAAAAUUCUGCGGUAUUGACACGUUCUCAUCCAUUUUGUGUUUGCCGCAAGAGGACAAUUUUAGGAUCUUAGAGAACAGCCAUCAACCUUUGUGAAAUUUCACUGAUUUUUGUUUUCUGAAACUUUAGCUUUUUUGUGUUCUUGUUGAAUCCUCACUUUGAGAGACACUUGAAAGUACGCCAGAAUUUGCACUGUUGGAUCACAUGGACAUAUUCUAUUAACCGAUUUAGAACAUUUCCUGUUUCAUUCAGUUUUCAACAACAUGUGGGAAAGGUCUUUCUGCUAAUUUUAUCAGUCAUGAACUAAAAUAAAAUGGAAUAAAGUGAAAUAUAUUUUGAACAAAAGGAAUUUGUUGGCAAAGUGUCCUUAACAGCUUUGGUGAGUAGAAAGGCUAGCAAAGAGUGACUUUGUACAGAACUAAAGGAGGGCUACAAACAUUGCUAUGUAAUGUGUCAUUUUCAUUUGUACAUAUUUGAAGAAAUAAGUUAAAGGCUGCAAUCUGUGUGAAAUCAGAGUAAGCUUACAACUUCUGUUUCGUUUUGAGUCAAAGAUGGAGAGCCUUGUUAAAAUGAACCUACAAAUAAAUAAUGUAUCUGGUAGCAAUUUUUA